Medioppia subpectinata is the source of this 3450-nucleotide messenger RNA. NCBI's taxonomy places the organism in Eukaryota, Metazoa, Arthropoda, Arachnida, Sarcoptiformes, Oppiidae. The record is from the annotation of a GenBank genome assembly.
AUGCGUAUUCUGGUUAUGCUACUACUCGACACACUCCCGAUGUUGGGAAACGUCCUAAUGCUGUGCUUUUUUGUAUUCUUCAUAUUUGGCAUAAUUGGUGUUCAGCUUUGGGCCGGACUUUUGCGUCAAAGGUGUCAUCUCGUCCUCCCGCCCAAUAUCUCAAACCCGAGUCCAAUCGCGUCGUACUAUCAGAACCCGGACGCCGACAAGGAGUACAUCUGCGCUCUGGACAAAGACAACGGAAUGCAUCGGUGUGUGGAUCUGCCGCCGUCCCGAUACUAUCACUUGGUCUGUCAGGACAGGGCCCGACCCGACAGUUACAACGACCCAAACGACACCAAUUGUGUCAAUUGGAACCAGUAUUACACCCAAUGCCGCGCCGGCGACAAGAAUCCCUUUCAGGACGCCAUCAGCUUUGACAACGUGGGUAUGGCCUGGACCGCCAUCUUUCUGGUCAUAUCGUUGGAGGGCUGGUCCGAUAUCAUGUACUACGUCCAGGACGCCCACUCCUUCUGGGACUGGAUCUACUUUGUGCUCCUUAUAGUGAUUGGCUCGUUUUUUAUGAUUAACUUAUGUUUGGUUGUGAUUGCGACCCAAUUCUCCGAAACCAAGAAGCGUGAAAUGGAGAGAAUGCGACAAGAAAGGGCCAGGUGCCAUUCAAUGAGCACUCUGGCCAGUUAUAGUGCCAGUGAGGCCAACAACUGUUACGCCGCUCUCAUCAAAUAUUUAGCCCAUUUGUGGCGCAAAUCGCGCAGAAAUACUCUCCGAUGGUAUCGGAGUCGACAUAAAGGCAGCAAAACGGGAAUCCCGGCCGAUAUGAUGGCCGGCAUCACAGAGAUAGUGGCGCCGCACACCAUAACCCUGAGCGCCGGCAAACGGCUCCACAAGCGCUCGGGUGGCGGCAAAAAGUCGCGCAAAAAGUACAACAUUAAAAACCAUACGUACGUAACGACCGGCGAUCACAAGUCGACUGAUCCCUAUCAGCAGCCGUUGACGACGGCGUCGUCCGGAGCGGUGACGCCAAAGGGACCAAAACCCAAACGAUGUGAUAAACUCAACGCUAAACAGUGGUCACCGCAGAGCACGUCCGCACGCUUUACGCAGUGUCUGAUCAGCACAACCACAGCGGCCGACACGGCUGCCAACACACCGGCCCCGCGGGCCAGUCCCGAGAUCUCCGACAUCGAUGUCAACUAUUCUCCGGCGAGGAAUAGCGACAUCAAUGGCGAGCCUCUCAUCCAGACCUCGACUGCCAUUAUAGCGGAGAAUAAGUCACACAAUCGUCUCAUCAAUAAGUCUUCCAAUAAUAGUAAUAAUAAUAACAAUAAUAAUCAUAAGUAUUGUGCGAAUAGGGAUAGGGAUGAGUGUAAAGAGAGCGCUGUGUCCAUAAUUCCUCACCAAAAUUACGUCCAAACCGUCGAUUGCGUAAAGAAAGGGCCGGAUGUUUGCGGCGGCGCCGAUAGUCAGGCGUUCAAAACGUUUCACUUAAAUGCGGUCAAGUCGGGCCGACACGGGUCGGCGCCUACACUCCUGUUCCUGCGGCCGACGCCGAGUCCCACAUUCAGUCCCACAUUCGUUACGCUUAGGGGCGGCGCCGGCGGUGUUGGCGGUGCCGAGACUCGGGAACCGUUGCAAAGUAUCACAGAGACCAUAGGCUCGUGUGGCCAGAGUGAGGCCGGUUGGAGUAACACCGAGUGCUCGUGGGAUGACGACAACGACGACCAAAACAGUGUGAACCGACACAACCAUAAGGACAGUACAAAGUGCUUCACGUGUUGGGACGGCAUUCAAACGGUGCUCAAAGUGAUUGUGAACCACGACUAUUUUGACCGUGCCAUAUUUUUAGCCAUUUUGAUGAAUACUCUGUGUAUGGGCAUUGAAUACCAUCAACAACCGCCCAGUCUUACCCAAAUGGUCGAGAUUAGUAAUGUUAUUUUUACUGCAAUAUUUGGUUUUGAAAUGGUUCUCAAACUGUCGGCCGACGGUUUCUAUACAUACAUAUCGUCCGGUUUUAAUGUGUUUGACGGAAGUAUUGUGCUCUUGAGUCUUCUGGAACUGUUGGAAGAGCACGGGUCGGGCCUAUCGGUGCUCCGGAGUUUUCGUUUGUUGCGGAUCUUGAAAUUGGUCCGCUUUAUGCCUGCCCUCCGCCGCCAACUGGUGAUAAUGUUACGGACCAUCGAUAACGUGGCCGUAUUUUUUGCGCUACUUUUGCUUUUUAUAUUCAUCUUUAGUUGCCUCGGCAUGCAUUUGUUUGGCGGACUAUUUUGCACAGUUGUCCAGCAGUCGGACGGCGCGAAACGGCACUGCGAUUGCACUGAUAUACGCGAUCCUAAGAUUAAUUGUAGACCUAAUCGAAAGCAUUUCGAUAAUAUACUCUGGGCUACCAUUACUGUCUUCCAGAUCCUAACCCAAGAGGACUGGAAUGUUGUGCUGUUCAACGGUAUGGAGAGGACCUCCCCGUACGCGGCCCUGUAUUUCGUGGCGCUCAUGACUUUUGGCAAUUAUGUGUUAUUCAAUCUGUUGGUCGCUAUUCUGGUGGAGGGCUUCUCGCAAGAGCCGUCGGAGAAGAAGCCAUCGGAAAGCGACGACAUGUCCGACGAUCAAGAAGUGAAAAAAGAAAAACUCAUCUAUUUUUACGGACCCGAAGACAAUCUCGAGAGAGAAAUACAACUCUUAUCGAACUCUGCGGUCGGGUAUGAGAUGUCAGAGUCGCUGAGAGAGCGGAAGGAGAGCAACGCCGGUGCCGGCGGAGUGGUCGCCAGCGCCGGCAUAACCCUAGGCCUGCCACCAAUCAUCACCCAUACGGCGGCCACACCGCAGGGCUCGCCCAACGCCACUCUCGAGCCCUCGCGAUCCUUUCAGACGAGUCCACUCGCACUGCACAUACAGGCGGCCUCUCUUUGCUCAAUCAAUCAGACAUUUGAGAAUUACACGCCUCCGGGCUCUACGCGAAACGUGGCCUCACUAUCGGUUCCGAGCAAUCAUUUUGUGCCACAAUUUCUUCAACGGCGCCGAAGUUCUGCCGGAUCUGUUUCGGGCGCCGCCAGCGGCGACUCUCUGGCGGUGUCCACACCGGGUAGUCGUCGGGGUUCGUGUCUGUCGGCCGCCGAAACCGCCAAUACUAACCGAGUGGUGGCCAGCAUUUGCCGUAUCCAACGGCGCGGCAGUAAUACCAGCCGUCGGUCCAGUCAUAGCCAUCAGCGGAAGAAGUCGUCCGACCGGCAGAUACUGGUGUCUGCCGACCGAUCCGACAGCGACACCGAUAGUGAGACUUUCGAUAACAGUAGUGAUCGGCGACACAACGAACGCGAGGGCAGUGUCACCACCGAAGCCGAUGUGAACCAUCAGUCGUGUAACGGCGAUCUGUUGGCGCUCAACACCGGCCACAACAACAACAGUAGUGAUAAUAAUCAUAACCGAAACACUCGGUGCUCAAUACCCCGUAAUUAA